This is a messenger RNA of Camellia sinensis, 1067 nucleotides long. Its product is annotated as putative germin-like protein 2-1. Gene Ontology annotation, molecular function: manganese ion binding. The record is from RefSeq and is a predicted model, not a curated record. Lineage: Eukaryota; Viridiplantae; Streptophyta; Magnoliopsida; Ericales; Theaceae.
CUCCUUCAAGCAAUUAGGCAUAAACAUUCCAAUUUGUUUCAAACAACAAGUGCUUAUUGCUUCUUGAUAUGAUAAAGAUGGCCACUCACUUUUUUCUUGUAACCAUAGCCAUCAUGGCCUUGGCCUCCACAUUUGUGUUUGCUUCUGACCCUAGUCCUCUACAAGACUUCUGUGUUGCUGUCAAUGACACCAAAUCUGCUGUGUUUGUGAAUGGCAAGGUUUGCAAGGACCCAAAGCUCGCCAAAGCUAAGGACUUUUUUUUUUCUGGUCUUCUUACUCCACAAAAAAUAUCGAACCCAGUUGGGUCAACAGUCACUCCUGUAAAUGUUAUGCAAAUACUAGGCCUCAAUACUCUUGGUAUCUCCUUAGCUCGUAUUGACUUUGCACCUUACGGUCUCAACCCACCUCACACGCACCCUCGCGCAACUGAGGUUAUCGUGGUCUUGGAGGGUACCCUUUAUGUCGGCUUCGUAACCUCCAAUCCAGAAAACCGCCUCUUCACCAAGGUGCUUUAUCCAGGAGAUGUUUUUGUAUUCCCAGAAGGUCUCAUUCACUUCCAGUUCAAUCAAGGAAAGACAAAUGCAGUGGCUAUUGCUGGUCUACGUAGCCAAAACCCUGGUGUUAUUACCGUUGCUAAUGCGGUGUUUGGGUCAAACCCAAAGAUUUCUGAUGAUGUUCUUGCCAAGGCAUUCCAAGUGGACAAGAAGGUGGUGGACCACCUUCAAGCUCAGUUCUGGUGGCCCAAUAACUAGAGAAAUAAGCAGAGAAUAGAACUCGUUAAUCUAUUGUUUUAAAAAAUUUAAAUAGAUAUGAUUUAAUAUACCUUAAAUUAAUUGGUUACUUAUGGAUGAUUUCCUUACAACUGUUUUCCUAUAAUUUAAUAAUAAUGAAGUUUUGUCAAGUAUCCUCUCUCUCUGUUUCAAUUAUAACUCUCUUGAUCUUUCUUUAUCUCCCAUAUUGAAUGGUUAGGAGAUGGAAAUGGACUCUUGUAGUCUUAUGUGAGAAGUUUCAAAGAAAAGUGUGAUAUAUGCGUUGCAAUGAAUAUAUUUUGAAGCAACUCUGACGUU